AUGUCUAGAUGAGAUCCCACCCAUACAUUGUAAAACCACCACAAAGCAUAAUUGGGAUUCCACGCUCACAUCUCCGGGGACGCCGAGGAGAGCAGUGUGGAGCCGGAGCGCUCCUGGCCUCAGUAAGCACGAGAUGGACAUCUCAGGAGGCAGGCACUGGCAGGGCAAGGCUGACCCUUUUGGAGUGGUGGCUGCGUCCUUGGUGAGCCAACUGUCUGACACUCAGAAGAUGAGUGAGUCACCUCUCAGCCGGCUCAGAGGAAUGUAUUUACCUCGUGCACUGCACCCUUUAAACAAGAUGUUAGUCAACGGUGGCAAGUGGAAGGAUGUGGACAGUGCCCAGGAAAAGCGCAGGUCCUUCCUGCAGGACUUCUGUAAGAAAUACAACAGCAGAAAGAAGCUGCAAACCCACCUCGUGCACCUGGUGUCAAGAAUUUACGUGGAGGACAGGCACAAGGUCCUGUACUGCGAAGUCCCGAAAGCAGGCUGCUCCAAUUGGAAAAGGGUCCUCAUGGUGCUCAAUGGACUUGCCUCUUCAGCACACAACAUUUCCCAUGACGAUGUGCACUAUGGAAAACAUCUAAGGAAACUGGACAGUUAUGACCUAAAAGGGAUAUACACACGCUUGAACAUGUACACCAAGGCUAUAUUUGUACGUGAUCCUAUGGAAAGACUGGUGUCUGCCUUCAGGGAUAAGUUUGAACAUCCAAACAGCUAUUAUCAUCCAGUAUUUGGGAAGGCGAUAAUUAAGAAGUAUAGACCUAACGCAAAUGAAGAGGCAUUGAAAACAGGAUCGGGAGUUAAGUUCAAGGAGUUUAUUCAGUAUUUGUUAGAUUCCCAUCGCCCAGUAGGAAUGGACAUUCAUUGGGAGCAAGUCAGUAAGCUCUGCUAUCCCUGCCUCAUCAACUAUGAUUUUAUAGGAAAGUUUGAAACCCUGGAAGAAGAUGCCAAUUACUUUUUGCAGCUGGUAGGUGCUCCAGCCAAGCUGAAGUUUCCUAAAUUCAAAGACAGACAUUCCUCUGAUGAGAGAACAAAUGCAGAAGUAGUGAGGCAAUACUUAAAGGAAUUAUCUAAGGAGGAGAGACAGCUGACCUACAACUUCUAUUACUUGGAUUACUUAAUGUUCAAUUAUACACCACCAGUUGUAUAG
This is a messenger RNA of Tauraco erythrolophus (red-crested turaco), 1150 nucleotides long. The record is from RefSeq and is a predicted model, not a curated record. NCBI's taxonomy places the organism in Eukaryota, Metazoa, Chordata, Aves, Musophagiformes, Musophagidae.